GCCAGUUUAGAAGCGCUAAGAAAAUGUCGCAAAUGGAAGAGGACAAAGAAAGCGCUGCUGCAUUGGACAUUGCACUCGUUGGCAUUUUAAAAAGUUCAAAGAGUCUGAGAGCCAAGGUGCCCUGGUACUAUGCACCCGCCUUUCUGCUGCUCUGGGUCGCGCUCUUCUUUGCAGUGGUUGUUCCGCUGUUCAAUCGGCUGCCAGAGAGCGUCACGAUUGCCCAGGAAUCGCAGAAGCCUAACGAAUUUGUGGCCGAACGCGCACAACUUCUACUACUGAGCUUUGAUAGCAUCGGGCCCAAGGUCGUGGGCAGCAUUGCCAACGAGGAGCGCACGGUCCGCUUUCUGCUCGACGAGGUGGAAAAUGUGCGCGCAGCUAUGAGAGCGGAUCUCUACGAACUGGAGGUGGAUGUGCAGCAGUCAUCCGGUGCGUAUAUGCAUUGGAAUAUGGUGAACAUGUACCAAGGCGUGCAGAAUGUGGUUGUCAAACUGAGCACGCGUCGCUCGGCCAGCGAGUCCUAUUUGCUGCUCAACAGUCACUUCGACUCGAAGCCCGGCAGUCCCGGCUCUGGCGACGAUGGCACCAUGGUCAUUGUCAUGCUGGAGGUGCUGCGGCAAAUGGCCAUCUCAGAGCAUCCCUUCGAGCAUCCCAUUGUCUUCUUGUUCAAUGGCGCCGAAGAGAAUCCUUUGCAGGCCUCGCACGGCUUCAUCACUCAGCACAAAUGGGCCAAGAACUGCAAAGCGCUUAUUAAUCUGGAGGUAGCUGGCAGCGGCGGUCGAGAUCUUCUCUUCCAGGGUGGACCCAAUCAUCCCUGGCUAAUGCGGUAUUAUAAAGACAAUGCCAAACAUCCUUUUGCCACCACCAUGGCCGAGGAGAUCUUUCAGGCUGGCAUACUGCCCUCGGAUACAGACUUUCGCAUAUUCCGUGAUUACGGCCAGGUGCCAGGCCUCGAUAUGGCGCAGAUCAGCAAUGGCUAUGUCUACCAUACGGAGUUCGACAACUUUGCGGCUGUGCCACGCGCAUCGUUGCAGAGCUCGGGCGAGAAUGCUUUGGCUCUGGUGCGCGCCUUUGCCAAUGCCAGUGAAAUGUACGAUACGGAGGCACACAGUCAAGGAAAGUCGGUCUUCUUUGACUUUCUUGGCCUGUUCUUUGUCGUCUACUCGGCCACAACGGGCAUCAUUCUGAAUUGUUGCAUUGCGGCUGUGAGUCUGUUGCUCGUUUGCAUCUCGCUGUGGCGCAUGGCACGCGUCUCCGAGCUGUCCCUCUGCCAGAUCUCGCUUUUGUUUGCCAUCAUUCUGGGUCUGCACGUGCUGGGUGUUCUGCUCAGUGUGGGGCUGCCUUUGCUGAUAGCUGUUCUAUUCGAUGCCGGCGACGGGUCAUUGACCUACUUCACGCACACCUGGCUGAUGAUAGGGCUCUACAUUUGUCCGGCUAUUAUUGGACUGAGUCUGCCCACAACACUCUACUAUAGUUGGAGGAAGAAUCUUAAGAUCAGCCACGCCUACCAUUUGCAUAUGAGCCUGCACGCCCACUGUGUGGUGCUGGCCCUAAUAGCCAUCAUACUGAGCGCAGUUAGUCUGCGUACACCCUACCUCUGUAUGAUAUCUAUACUCUUUUAUUCCGCUGCGCUGCUCGUCAAUCUGCUGAGCCGCUUGCACGAUCGAGGCUAUUAUUGGGUGCUCAUCACUCAGGUGUUCCAGCUGAUACCGUUCUUCUACUUCUGCUACCUGUUCCACAUGUUUCUGGUCAUAUUCAUACCCAUGAUGGGUCGCAAUGGCAGCUCUAUAAAUCCCGAUCUCUUAGUAGCUUUGCUGUGCACACUCGGCACAUUCUUUGCAAUGGGAUUUGUGUCGCCACUUAUCAACAUGUUUCGCUGGUCAAAAUUCAUCAUGGUCGGACUGGGCAUAGUCACCUUUAUAUUCAGCAUGAUAGCCAUUUCGGAUGCUGGCUUUCCCUACCGGCCCAAGACAAGUGUGAUGCGUGUGAAUUUUCUGCAUGUGCGACGCAUCUUCUACGAAUAUGAUGGCAGCGUUAGCCUCAACGAUUCGGGCUAUUAUUUUGACUUCCAGGACAGGCGUCUCAACUAUCCGCUCGAGUACACUUCGGUUGACUUGACGGGUCUGACCAGCAUCAAAGAGCACUGUAAUACGGAACUGAUGUGUGGCGUGCCCUGCUUCAACCAUCGCUGGUGCAAGGCGCGCGCCACAGGCAACUGGUUGGCGCGCGAGCAGGAGGUGAUCAUACCUGGCAACUCCUCCUUGUUGCUGCUGAGCAAAACCCUUUUGCCAACAGGCAACACGAUGCGCUAUGAAUUCGAGCUGAGCGGACCACCACACAUGGGCUUAUUUAUAGAGCCACAAGCAGGCGUAACUGUGGAGGACUGGUCCUUUAUAAGAAAUCCGCUAGACGAGCCCGAAAAGUACACGCGACCCUAUCAGAUAUUCUUCUCCUAUGGCAAGGACAAUUCACCCUUAAGAUUCCACAUCGAUUUCGCUUUUCCCGCUGGAAAUGUCGAUGUUCCCAUCUUUCAAUUGGGCGUUGCGUGGCAUUACCUGAGCUACGACUAUGAAAGAGAUGUGGCGGGAAUGCAGUUUAUAGCCGACUUUCCAGACUUUGUGCAUGUGAUGGAGUGGCCAACGCUCUAUAAGCGUUACAUAUACUAAGCUAACUUUAUAUAACUUUAUAUAACUAAUAAUAAGUCUUGUGCUAAUAACAAACUAA
Messenger RNA from Drosophila hydei, 2721 nucleotides. RefSeq names its product endoplasmic reticulum metallopeptidase 1-like. The coding region runs from base 24 to 2663 and encodes 879 amino acids. Gene Ontology annotation, molecular function: metalloexopeptidase activity. The transcript is spliced from 11 exons. Lineage: Eukaryota; Metazoa; Arthropoda; Insecta; Diptera; Drosophilidae. Gene Ontology annotation, biological process: proteolysis. The record is from RefSeq and is a predicted model, not a curated record.